This is a messenger RNA of Panicum virgatum (switchgrass), 5080 nucleotides long. Its product is annotated as Fanconi anemia group D2 protein homolog. The record is from RefSeq and is a predicted model, not a curated record. Gene Ontology annotation, molecular function: DNA polymerase binding. Gene Ontology annotation, cellular component: nucleus; condensed chromosome. Gene Ontology annotation, biological process: mitotic intra-S DNA damage checkpoint signaling; homologous chromosome pairing at meiosis; double-strand break repair involved in meiotic recombination. The transcript has 29 exons. Bases 290 to 4819 code for a protein of 1509 amino acids. Lineage: Eukaryota; Viridiplantae; Streptophyta; Magnoliopsida; Poales; Poaceae.
UGGAGUUGUGGAUCAUCCAUGUCGCCGCCUUGGUUGCAAUGGAAUUGGCUGGCCAGUAUCCGUAUCCCACUGAUACUUUGGGCCCACGCGAUUGGACCCCACUUGCCAGUGUGAUCCUCCGAACGCGCAGUCGGUUCAGAAAGCCUGAAAUGCCUCCAUCCCCGUGCGCGCGAGCGCGAGAAUUUCAUUUCCGCCAAAACCCAUCCAAAAUUCCCCGGUUCCGCGGCUGCCUUCUCGAGGAAGCCAGCCAACCUCGCGCCCGCGGCGGCGAUCGGCGCUCGGCGGCGCCAUGGUGUUCCUGCAGCGCAGCCGCCCCGCCAACCCCCGCAAGCGCCCGCCUCCGCCGCCCGACGCGGAGCCCCCCAGGGCCGCCGGCGCCGACUCCUCCGCCGCCGUCGACGCGGCGGCGGCGCUGCUGGCGGACGCGGGCUGCACGCUCCUCGUCCCGCCGCACCAGGCCCCGCCGCUCCCCUCGUCGCACGCCUUCGCGGCCCGCCUUGGGCGCGCGCUCUCCGCGGACCCCUCCGCCGCCCCGCGCCUCCUCGCGGGCCUCGCCGCCUUCGCGGCCGCCUCCCCCGCGCGGCUCCGCCAGCUGCUCCUCCCGGCGGCCCCGCACGCGCCGAGCCUCGCGCGCGCGCUCCUCUCCGUCCCCGCGCUCCAGCCGGGCCUCCUUGCGCUGCUCCUCGAGAAGCUGCCCGAGUACUUCGACGACGGCGGCGGCGGGGCGCUCGACGGAUUGCCGCUGCAGGACGACGUCGGGAGGCUCAUCGUCUCGCAGUUCCGGUGGCUGGAUUUCCUCGCCGACGCCGACGCCUUCGUCGAGAAGCUCGUCGAGGUGCUCUCCGUGGCGCCGCCCAGGCUGAAGAAGGAGAUCAUCGGCUCGCUCCCGGAGAUCGUUGGCGACCAGAGCCAUGCCUCCGUGGUCACCGCGCUGGAGAAGCUCCUUCAGGAGGACUCGGAGGUCGUCGUCGCCGUGCUCGACGUGCUGUCGGAUCUUAACCUCAACGAGGAGUUGCAGGAGCAGGCGGUGACUGUUGCGAUAUCGUGCAUCCGGACAAUUGCUCCGGACCAGAUGCCACAUUUGCUCAGGUUCUUGCUGCUGUCUGCUACACCAGCCAAUGCUGGGAGGAUAAUAUUGCAGAUCCGCGAGCAGCUGAGGUUCGUUGGUGUUGUGGAUCCACGGGCUGCUCGAAGCAAGAAGCUGAAAGGGAAGGCAUCGGCGAAUAGCACCGAUGGGGCAAUCCUUGAUACGCUGAGAUCUGGCCUACGGUUUAAGAAUAUGCUUUGUGAGGCUUUCUUGAAGGAGCUGAAGUCAGUUGACCAUCCAAAGGAUCACAAAGUGAUUGAUGUUUGGCUUAUCAUGCUCAUCUAUGCCAAUGGUGGUGCUCUGCAAAAGAGUGCAGAGAAAAUAUUGAAGUCCAAGAUUUUGCGGGGAUGCAUACGAGAGUCACUGUUUGAUCAAUGCAUUCGUGGGAAUACUGAAUUGGUCAAGGAACAUUUCAUGUCGUUCCUCUCAGUGAGCGAUUACUUGUUGGCUUGCAAGGAAGAGAAAGCUAGAGAGUUUGCAUCCUAUUUCUUCACAGCACUGUUUGAAGAAUUCACUGAUACGUAUUCGAGGCAGGAGCUUGUAGGCUCAUUGGUCGCUCAUAUGGGUUCUGGGGUCAGCUACGAAGUUUUGUCUUCUCUGGAUAUCAUGAUUUCGCUAACAUCCAACAACUCCGAGGAGUUGAUUCCUAUAUCUUCACAUAUAACUGGUAAUAUACUUUCCUUUGUAUUUAGUGCUUUUCAUUUGCUGAACAGGCGCAUCAACUUUUACGCUAUAGGAAUAUUGGAUUACUUGGAGAGUUUUCAUGAAGAUAAUCUUCGGAAGGUUUAUGAUAUCUUCUGUCAACUGGCACUAGCUGCUGGUUUCAACACUGGUUCAGGUGGCUCUUCUGUAGCUAAUGAACUUCUAAUGGUGGUGAGAAAGCAGGUUAGCAAUCCAGAUAUGAAGUAUAGGAGAAUGGGAAUAAUCGGAGCUUUAAGAAUAGUUUCAACUAUUGCUCAUGUUGAUGUCAAUGCUGCUAUGAACUGUUCGUCAUCUCAGCAACCAAAUUGUGAGGAGGCCCUGGAACUGUUGAAGAUGUCUGUUAACUCCUGCAAAUUUGUGACAUUGCCCUUAAUUUUUCUAUAUGAUGAAUUAGCUACUUUACUGGAGAGCAAAGUUCUUCACUCUGCAAUUUGUGACUGGGUAGGAGAUUAUGUUGCAGAAUUCGACACACCCUUUCUUGCUGAUCUAAACAAUGGUGAACUAUCAGAGAAACAUCUGUAUGAUGGCAUAGAAGGAGAAUUAUGGAUGAACUUGGAUGGAGAUGUCUCUCCAAUAUGUGUAAAUAUUAUGCCUCUAGCCUCCACUUUGCCACAAAAAUCUCAACCCUGCUUGCAGAUCCUUCCAUCCCAAUUUUCACUUUUAAGUACGAUUGAACGUUUAGUAAAUGAAGGCUCACUUGGUGGAAUAAAUGCAUUACUUGGCUGUCCUUUGCACCUUCCCUCAACCAAGCAUUUGGAUGGAGCUAAAUGGGGAAACUUGUCAGGAUUGCAGAAAAAGGCAGUGUGCCAUUCACUGUACUAUGCAAUUAACUGGAUCAGGGAGUUGCUUAAUGCUUUCAGCACACAGGUUGCAAGUAGGGUUGAUAAUUUCUCACAGAAAGCAAGGGAUGAGACAGCACUAAAACUUCUGAAGCGUCUGAGAAAUCUGAUAUUACUUGAGGGCUUGCUGAAUGCGUUUCUCAAAAAUUAUCCUCUGUCUCUUCCUGAGCUGCGAUAUCUUGGGGAUUGUUCUGGAUCAACUAGCACCAGCAAAUUCAACCUUCCAAAGAAAGUGGGAGAAGAGAGCAUGGAUGACACAUCUUCCAACAAAAGACAAAAGGGUUGCAAGGACAAGGCAGCCUCAGAAAAGAUGAAUCCUGGUGAUAAACUCAAGCAACCUACACUACUGGAUGCUUUCAAAAGAGCAGGAGUAACAGUCAGUCAAACGACAAACAGAGCUUCUUCUCAACCAUCGUCAAGUGGAAUGAUGUCAAAGGAUAUUGAACAAGAGGCUAAUGAUCCUGGUGAGCUUGGGCUUGUAGAUUUAAUGACAGCACCAGUUCAGCUGGAUAUGCAAAGAUUCAAAUUCAGAACUCUGCAUACAAGAUGCUUGUCGUUGUUGAACUAUUCAGAGUGUCAAGAUUCAUCUUGUUCUUCCUUUGAAACUGAGCUACCUGUAUAUCUAUAUCUUCUCCGUGAUCUGCACAACAAAUUAGAUAAUCUAAAUCCUGCAACCAAGCCUUUUCUUAGUACUUCUCAAGCAAAAUGUUCACGUGUUCAUUGCCAUGACAACACACAAGAAUUCCUUGAAAAAAUUCAGUCACUAUUCUCAGUUUUAAGGAAGCAUCUAGAUGGAGCAAUUUCAAUGAUCAGAGAUGAAUCAGAAAGCUGCACAGAUAAUUGGAGUUCACAUUCAUCUUCAGCUGGCAACCCAGACAUUCCGUAUGUGGUGGUCUCCAAAUCAUCAAUCGCAACUGCAGUAUGUAAGGAGAUUCUUGGCUGCUACAGGAAGUUAGUGGCCAUUCCUGAUCUGUUGAAUCAACCAAACAUGUUAGUUCUGAAGCAACUUUUACAGACUUUGCAGCCAACAGAAAAUUUUGAUGAUAUUCUUUCCGAGUUCCAACCAUCUCUUGCUCCUAGCAAUGUUGAUUAUCUAUACUGCGGUGCAUAUAAAAUGUUUGAGGAUAUUAUGGAUCCAGUGUGCUCGUUCUCAUAUCUUCUGUCUUCUGAUGUGUUAAUUACUAUGCAAUCAAUUGUAAAUUCUGUUGUCGUGUUGUUCGACAAAUCUGGGGAAUCAAAUCAGAAGAUACAAAUAGGAUGCUCCAAGGCGAUCAUUCCCUUUCUCCGAAAGCAUCUUGGCCAGUCAGCUCAUAAGCUGCUAACCGCGGAUCAACCUAGUGAACAUGCUGAAAAUGGAUGGCAGAGUAAAGGUGAUCUUAUACAGAAGAUAUUGCAAAUAUACCUAAGAAAUAGUGAUUCCACUUCAGAUCUGCUUUGUGAGCUUUCCAAAGCAUUGACUCAGGCACCUUUGCUCAAAACAAAAGGUACCCAGGAAGCGUCAAAUGGUUUUCCAACAAUGUGUUCAUCCACUAUCCCCACUUGGUACCGUGUCCUACAUGAGGAGAAUACUGGGACUUUAAACAAGACAAUCAAGCAGGCCCAUAAGACUAGAGCAUUGCCAGAAAGAGGAUCAAUCCAUACUAUUCUGGAAGAAAUUCAGAAAUCAGUGGAGGCGUUUGUUUAUCUAAUACAGAUGUGCAAGACCCAUGAAAAGGUUUCUAUCCAUGCAAUGGCAGUUAAACAUGGGGGAAAGUAUAUCGACACAUUUCUGAAAGCCUUCAACUUACUAGAGACACAGUUCAAGGAACAUAAUGCCAUUAUACUUACAAUGCUAAAUGAACUUCAGAAAGCGACAAGAACAAUCCAAACUAUAUGUUCAGAGGCUAAGGGUUACAAGCGGACAAUGAUCACAAGCAAAGUACCUCCUGCAAAGAGAUCCAUGGAAAAGUUCCUGUUCCAAGUUAAGGCGUUGCUACACAACUGCUCGACCGAGAAGAAAUUCUGGAUGGGCAACCUGAAGCACAAGGACAUGCACGGUCAUGUGGUGAGCUCUCAGGUGUAUGGAAGCGUGGAUGAUGAAGAUGAGGAGCAGACGCAGACUGACUCGGACACUCCGGCAGAUGAGAAUGACAACACCCUGGAUGAGGAUGCAGCUGAAGGGAGCAAUGAUGUUCCAAUGGAGGAAGAAUAGCAGCCAGGUACUAAUCUGUACAUAUACCUCUUGCUGUCCGCUAGCCUAACCUGAUUUUGUCCCAAAUCAACCGAGCGUGUGCAUAUGGUGUAGAAAGGUGAAGCCUCCUUCAGAAUCUAGGUUGCAAUGUCAUUUGUACUGUAGCAUAGAGAAAUGAAGCCUGAAUCAGGAUCAUGUAUGUAGUCAAGACACUCAGACGAACCACGUUCACUCGUUUUUUUCCUACAGCAGCUUACAUAGCUAGAUAGCAGUUUGGUACCA